Ixodes scapularis (black-legged tick) is the source of this 1743-nucleotide messenger RNA. RefSeq names its product protein transport protein sec31. The transcript has 3 exons. The record is from RefSeq and is a predicted model, not a curated record. The coding region runs from base 297 to 824 and encodes 175 amino acids. Lineage: Eukaryota; Metazoa; Arthropoda; Arachnida; Ixodida; Ixodidae.
ACGCCCCAUGGCGGCAGACUGGGCAGGCGAGGAGGCAGCGACCACAGUUGCAGCGGCAGCGGCUGUAGGACUGUUGCUGUAGCGUCUGGUGACGGGUUGGGUCUGGUAUCGUCUGUGGGCUCCAGGGCGGUGCUUUUGUUUGUUGAGCCUGCGCGUGACAGAGCACUGGGCCAACUGAGCGUUGAUAGCGUCUGCGGUUGCAGCGUUUGCGUGGUGACGCGUAAACAGAGACUGAAGGGGAAGGUUCAAACUUCAAAGCCGCUGCGGCGUUGCAUUAGAGUAACCGAAGGCAACAUAUGAAAAUGAUGAAACCUACUAAUGCCUGCUUCCUGGUUCUUGUGGUCAUUCUUUUGAAUUCACCUCUUCUAACAAUUGCUGAUCCUGUUCCUGUCAACCCCGACGACGGCUCCUCGACUAUCUAUUUCUCACUCGGUGGAGUACUUGGAUUCUUGGUCCUGAUUGGUUGCUGCGUGUGCAUCUGCCGGAUUUGCUGUGGGUGCUGCAGACGAGACACGCACGUCACGGUGGUGAAUGCGGCGCCAACCUCGCAGCCGUGCAUGCCAGUGAUGAUUGCCCCCACCAUAGUGAACUCCGCUGCACCGGCCGCGGUGGGCCCUGCGGCGCCAGCUGCUCCCCCGCCAUAUGCCCCGGUGCCAAUGUCCGACCCAGGUUUCACCAAUUACACAUACUGCCCCACUGCCCCGCCGCAGCCCAUGCAACAGCCCAUGCAGCAGCCCAUGCAACAGCCCAUGCAACAGCCCAUGCAACAGCCCAUGCAACAGCCACAGGCCCCAUGGGUUCCCCCUCCUGGGUAUGCGCAGUGAUCCAGCCUUUAUACCAGCAUUUUACCAGACAAAAUGAAUGAAGUACACACUCCAUUUCUCCAAGUCCGAGCGCAGCCGACGCUGUGUUCCCAUGAAGCUAAUCGAGCAGCACCAAAAGCGCAUCGUAACGACGCUAGUCGCUUUUGUGCCUCUGCUAUCGCUGACUGUCGUGCACAGUAAAUGCACCACAAUCCUGCGUUUCUUCUUCUUUUUUUUUUUUUUUUUUGUGCGCGAUUAGUUUUGCUGGUAACCCACAUAGACAACGAGAACUGUCACUGUGCAUUUUUGGCUCUGCUUGACUGACUCUGUCAAGUCGUAGCGUCGGUUGCGGCCAGACUUAAAGUGAGACGAAAUAUAGUUGAGUCAAUAUGCAAAAAUGCGAAAGCUUUUUUUCUUUUUCUUUUUUUAUUUAAAGAGUUUUGAUUAGUUGACUAGGCCUGGAUGAUCUGAAAAUGUUGAGCUAGCGAAUUAAUAUUAAUUUCUGCCUAGUCGUCUGGUUUGUCUUCAUGAGUUUGCGGGUCGUAGCCUGUCGUGGACUUUUCUACAUUAUGGCAGUCGCCCUUGGUUGCAAAAGGAGGAACUGUUUUGCCUCUGAAAUGUGCCUUGUGAGUGUGGUGUUCUUCUGUAGCAUAAUGCUCCAUAUUAUUUGUUUAAUGUUACAAAUUCAGCAUAUCUAGUAAUAUGUGGUGCAUAGUUGACUUUUAUUACUUUGUCAAUGUGUAAAUGACGCCAAAUGUUGAGUGGUCUUGUCAAGUGUGGAUGCAAGAUGUCACUGCGUAUUACGUUUACAAGUGUAUGUGCCUAUCAAUUUAUACUCUUUUGUAUUGUGGACAAUUUUCGGACAUUGAUCUGUUUCAAGAAUUGAAUCAACUUUUGUCAUACUGUAUGAGCAUACUCAGUAAAAACAGUUUUCAUAUUC